Molecule: messenger RNA, 2109 nt
Organism: Micropterus dolomieu (smallmouth bass)
Lineage: Eukaryota; Metazoa; Chordata; Actinopteri; Centrarchiformes; Centrarchidae
Gene: slc2a10
Product: solute carrier family 2 member 10
Exons: 7
Coding region: 165-1868 (567 amino acids)
Biological process (GO): transmembrane transport
Cellular component (GO): membrane
Molecular function (GO): transmembrane transporter activity
Source: RefSeq, a predicted model, not a curated record
GGACACACAGUCUGAGCAUCGACUCAAGUCUAUUAUCUACAGAAGAAACUGUUAUUUUGAGCUGUAAGCAGGAUCCAAAAAGGACUGUAAAGAAGAUGAGGAUGUCUUCUAAGAAAUGAAUCGGCACAGUCUGACUGAAAUGUACACAUAACAGGAGAGAAGCAAUGGGUAGCCCGAUCCCCCUGUUGGCCAGUGUGGUGUCCACUCUGGGUGGCCUGGUCUUUGGUUACGAGUUGGGCAUCAUCUCAGGUGCUUUGCUGCAGCUGAAGGCAGAGUUCAGACUCUCAUGUGUCCAGCAGGAAGCUCUGGUCAGCUCUUUGUUAAUAGGAGCUCUGCUGGCCUCCAUCAUGGGCGGCUGCUUGAUCGACUACCACGGCCGCAGGAACUCCAUCCUCCUCAGCAAUGCCCUGAUACUGACCGGCAGCCUUGUCCUGCUCAUCAGCUCCUACUCUGCGCUGGUGGUGGGCAGGAUCACAGUGGGCUUCGCCAUGUGUAUAUCUUCCAUGUCCUGCUGCAUCUUUGUGUCUGAGAUGGUUACUCCUGGCCGCAGGGGCUUCCUGGUAACACUGUACGAAGCUGGGAUCACUGUGGGUAUCCUGGCAGCCUAUGCCAUGAACUACAUCCUGUCUGACUCUAAAAGAGGGUGGAAGUGGAUGUUUGGAUUAGCCAUUGUACCGACUUUGAUUCAGCUGGUCUCUAUCUGGUUUCUUCCGUCCAGCACUAAGGGCUCUUUACAGCAGAGAGAUUGCUUUCCAACUGAAAGAGACCUCACGAGCGCCAUUGAAAACCUGGAAGCAGAUGACUCAAAAGCCAGCUCCAGCCUGGAAAACAAGAAGGUUCAGUACAACAGCAUGUACCUGUUCCAGCGUAAAGACAACAUGAGGACUCGGACUGUCAUUGGCCUCGGACUGGUGCUCUUUCAGCAGUUCACAGGCCAGCCGAAUGUUCUCCUCUACGCCUCCACCAUCUUCCACUCGGUGGGGUUUCAUAGCAAUGCCUCGGCAGUGCUGGCGUCUGUGGGCUUGGGGUUAGUCAAAGUGAUUGCUACUCUGACCUCCAUGGUGUUUUCAGACAGGGUGGGCAGGAGGCCUCUGCUCAUCAGUGGAUGCUCCGUUAUGGAACUGGGUCUGAUAACCAUUGGACUCCUCAGUGGACAUUCGUUGGUGAAUGCUAAGAGGCCGUGUAAUUCUGAGGACUUUAGUGUUAACAGAACAGAUCUACCUAAUUUAACAGUUUGUAAUUGGUCAGCUUUUGACACGGCUUCUGUUGAGAGCCGAAGACUCCUUAAGAACAACACACCAGAUGAAGAUGUAGUACUUCAUAAAGUUAGACAGGGACCACCGGACACUCCUCUGGCAUCUUCUCCUAGCGUCCAUGGCACAGUUGUGAACUGGAUCAUUCUUGUGUGUAUGAUGGCUGUUGUCAGUGCAUACUCCGUUGGAUUUGGACCAAUGACCUGGCUUCUCCUGAGUGAAAUAUUUCCAGCUGCUAUCAGAGGAAGGGCAUUCGCAUUCACCAGCUGCUUCAACUGGGCUGCCAACCUGUUGGUCACAUUCACUUUCUUGAAUUUUAUUGAGACCAAAGGGAAGACUCUGGAGGAGAUAGACGAGGAGCUGUGUUUCAGCAGGUUGUACCACAGUAAGGAGUGUUGUGGCAUCAUCAGACGGAGAAACAUUUCCCCACAAUACCAGAGAGUGCACUGUCAAGUUACCACCUCAGGUGCCUUGACCCUCUUGGGCAUGGAGUUCACCAGAGCUUCACUUCUUGCGCCCCUCCAUGAGGACGUCACAGAGCUGGUGGAUGUUAGAGACCUUGCGCUCCUCCACCUUCCGUUUGAGGACGCCCCACAGACGCUCAAUAGGGUUUAGGUCUGGAGACAUGCUUGUCCAUCACCUUUACCCUCAGCUUCUUCUUCAGCUAGCGAGGCAGAGGUCGUCUUGGAGGUGCGUUUGGGAUCGUUCUUCUUUGGUCGAGCAUGGCGAGGCCUGUUCUGAGUGGAACCUGCCCUGUUGAGCUGCUGCUCAACUUCAGGGUCUUGGCAACCUUCUGAUAGCCUAGGCCAUCUUUAUGUAGAGCAACAAUUCUUUUUUUUUCAGAUCCUCAGAGAGU